This is a messenger RNA of Psilocybe cubensis, 1656 nucleotides long. RefSeq lists its product as uncharacterized. NCBI's taxonomy places the organism in Eukaryota, Fungi, Basidiomycota, Agaricomycetes, Agaricales, Agrocybaceae. The coding region runs from base 1 to 1656 and encodes 551 amino acids. The record is from RefSeq and is a predicted model, not a curated record. The transcript has 9 exons.
AUGGAUACAAUGACGAUCACUAGCCUCACAAUUAUCAAUCAAGCUUCCGACGUUCCGGAGGGCUUCCCAGCCACAAAUUUAAUCGAGGUUCUCCUUAGGCAUUAUAUUCCCACUGCCAUCAGCAAGUUUGUACGCGAUGUGCACUCGUCAAACCAAGUAUACUUUCGGGCAUCAAAAAUAUACAACGCCAUUUUGAGUUCCAUAACGCAUAUUCAAAGUGCAAACACUGCGGAAUGGGCGGUAUUCGAUCACUACACGCUUGCUAUACCGGUUCUAGAGAGGAUUUUAUUGAAUUUCUACGUCAACCACCCAGAAGACAUUAAACGUGAUCAUCUUCCACCGACAGAUGGCAUCGAGUCGGCCAUCAUGUUUAUAGAAAUAAUGGAAAAUGAUAGGGUAAUGCUCCGUAAUGCCCUAAAGGAUCUCGCCGACGAGCAUUUCACAAUCCUAUCUGGCGGCUUGCAGCCCUAUCUUGUGGCAGAUGCUAGUACGUCUCGCAGGACGGACGAUAUUGACACGAUUAAAGCCUUGAAUGCAUAUAUCUCUUCCAAUAAAUUAAUGGAUGUUGAUAUUGAUCAACCGCUUAAUGGAAAGCUGUUGACCAGUGUACGCAUGGCCAUUGGGGAACUGGCUGAAAAACUAAUCAAUCAUUUGUUUCCAGAGAAUCUUGCUGCCCUUGGAAUCAAGACAAUUAUGCUUGCAUAUGUUCCUUUUUCUCUGAUUACGGCAGGUACAAUAUCGACAGAAUGGCGUGACUAUUUUAAAAGCCACGCAGUGUGGCGGGCAGUAGAAAGUUUGACGACCAAUGUUCUUUCACAAUUUAUAUCUGGUGAAACUUUAGGAAACCUAGCGCCACUUGAAGAAGAAUGGAGGACCGUCAGGGGACUAUUACUCAAAUUACAGCAUACUGAUGUCAGUACAUCAGAAGAAAUUCUUCACCUCGUCAAGUUGGCAGCAAACAUUAGGCGGCCUUUUCACGGUCGGGUUGUCGAGAUUGUAAAGAUGCUUUACGAUAUUCACAUUUACUCCCAUGCCAAUCAAAUCUCGGUUGGCCAGAGCACUCACAAGCUCAGGGAGAUCAAGCAGGUAAUGAGAAUCGCAAUUGAGGGGUUCGAGAGCCUAAAAGUAGAAGUAACGGACGUCAGAGAGAUUGCGCUAACUGACAACCCUUACCAAAAACGGAGCUCAAUGGUCAAGGAACUUUUGACUACCAUUGAAGGACUCUUCUCGGAACUACCGGAGAAAAGGGAAUAUUGGGUCAGGAAGUACAACAACGCAGCGGAGAUUGAUGAGAUUCAUCUCGAGUGGAUGAGAAAAAGGCUCGGACUCACGCAUCAAGGCAACGACGUAUCCGAGGGCAUGAGGAGAACAGGGUACUCGGACGAGGACAAAUACAGCGAUGACGACGACGAUAGUGAUAGCGACGACGACAGAGAAGAUUUUCUACCGGAUACAUUUUACAGUGAUGGGAAAGUUCUACAAACUGUCACCUUCGAGGAACAACCAAUAUCAAAGAGACAGUGUUGUCUGGCAGCUACCGUCCCAGUAGGUGUUGGCCUCGCUCUCCCUCCAUCAAUAGCCCUUCAAGAGACAUCACCCUCGGCGCGAGUGGUCCGGCAUUGGCAUUCGUGGGAACUUGGACUUGGUCUAAUUUGA